Trifolium pratense (red clover) is the source of this 414-nucleotide messenger RNA. Its product is annotated as glycine-rich cell wall structural protein-like. The transcript has a single exon. The record is from RefSeq and is a predicted model, not a curated record. Bases 1 to 414 code for a protein of 137 amino acids. Lineage: Eukaryota; Viridiplantae; Streptophyta; Magnoliopsida; Fabales; Fabaceae.
AUGGAAAAUCACGGGGGACAAGGCGACGGCGGUGGAAAUCAUGGCGAGAUCGGCGGAGUUCAAAUCAACAGCGCUAUUCGCGAUCUCGGCGGUGGAAAUCAUGGCGAGAUCGGCGGAGUUCAAAUCAACAGCGCUAAUCGCGAUCUCGGUGAAAAUGAUGGCGAGAUCGGCGGAGUUCAAAUCAACAGCGCUAAUCGCGAUCUCGGCGGUGGUGAAAAUGAUGGCGAGAUCGGCGGAGUUCAAAUCAACAGCGCUAAUCGCGAUCUCGAUCUCGGCGGUGGUGAAAAUGAUGGCGAGAUCGGCGGAGUUCAAAUCAACAGCGCUAAUCGCGAUCUCGAUCUCUUACGGAAGGAUGCUGACGAAAUGUACUUCAAUCACUACUGUGAUGUGUGGGUUCACCGACUCAUGAUAUAG